Molecule: messenger RNA, 931 nt
Organism: Paramecium octaurelia
Lineage: Eukaryota; Ciliophora; Oligohymenophorea; Peniculida; Parameciidae
Source: the annotation of a GenBank genome assembly
UAUGAAUACUUUAAUAAGGUUUGUAAAAUCCUUAGUGAAAUUUAGUGCCAACCUCAUAGCAGGUGUUGGUUUAGUUAUUGUAUGCUGUGGAUUGUUUGUGCUAUACAACAAAGUCGGAAUAGAUUAUCAAGGUAAUAAUAAAUUCCAAAAUAAGAGCUCUAUCACACAAAUGCAGAAUGGUUAAAAACACUGCAACAAUAUGUUUUUAUUAUUUUAGGUGUUCUGAUAUUUUUAACUGGUUGUGCUGGGGUAUAUGGAUCAAGGAAAAACCCAAAAUUUUAAAAGAGUUGCUUGAUGUGUUAUUAAAUUGGGGCAUUAACUUUUUUUGUACUCUGUACAGGCUUAGCUACCUUCACUUUGUUAUAUUCAGAUGACGUCUUUGGUAUAGGUAAUCAUUUAAAUAUGCAUACAUAUAGAAUGUCAAGGAACUGCAUAGUUCUAGAAGAUUGAUUCUCAAAUCCAUCAAGCAGAGUAACUCUUAUGUUCCAACCCAUGUUAAUGUUAUAUCACCUAAGAAACUUAUGAAAAUAACAAGGAAAUCUUCAAAGGAAAAAACUAUACAACUUAAGAGGAUUCACAAGUAAAAAUAACAUAAGUCUAAAAAUGUCCAUCAUACUAAGCUGAUUAAUUCACCGCUGCUGUUUCAAUUAUGUAAGCGGCAGAAAGUUUAUUACAUUGCAGCGGGUGGUGCAACCCUACAAAAUAUUAUCUAUUUAGUGAUAUCAAUGAUUUCGAUUCAUUCAUAGGAACUAGUUGUUUCAAAGAAACAAAGGACUUUGUAGAAUCAACAGGGAGGUUUAUGGGUUUUGUGCUAUUUGGAUUGGGAAUAUUAUUUGGUAUGAAUUUAAUUAUGGUCAUCCUAUUAUGUUGUACAAAAGAAAAGGAUAGAAGAAAUGAUCAUCUCAUAUAUGAUUAUUGAGUAACAUCUUGA